UGGUACAAACAUUUCCUUCGGAAAGUCCCGGGAGGCGAGAAAGGCCUAGAUACCAGAACCGUCAUCCACUGGCAACACACUGACGUUUCCACCAUCGUCAUAUACAUACACCCAUUCACCUAUUGUUGUGUGUCAGUGGUAUUAUUGGUUAUAUACAGUACUUCAAUAUCUACAUGCGUAACAAGUACACAACAACAGAGUCGUUUAAACAAUAAAAACAAUUGUUAGUGAAGUGACGAUAAAUCGAGUGACGGAAAUGUGUUGCUAAUUGAUACAUACCUCAGAAUGUUAAUGCAGAGGUAAUCAUUGAUCAAUACUUGUUCAAUGUUUACAAGUUGGCCUUGUCACUGAAAGCUGGCAAAUGAGGUGAAGAGUUAUCAAUGAAGUUUAAUGAUGAGGAUACGAAAAUUUAACGAGGACUGAGGUUGAUAUUAUGCGAUGGGGUGGCUAGAAAUAACGUCUAUAUGGUUCGUCAUGUGGACGUGCCUGAUGUGGGGCCUUGAGCUCGUCCCCCAGGUAACGCCAAAGCAAGUGCCAUGUGACAAGACUAGAAAGGUAUUUACUGACACCUGGGGGAUGAUCAGUGAUGGACCCAUGGGAUCCAACUAUACUCAGGAUUCUCAUUGCGAGUGGCUGAUUAAAGCAAAUAAUAGCCAACAAUUCAUAACCCUGAGCUUCAGAACAAUGGGAACUGAAUGCAGCUACGAUUAUGUAUUUGUUUACGACGGUGACUCGUUUCGUUCACCAUUGCUGGGCAGUUUUAGUGGGAAAACUGAACCGCAACAAGUUACCUCGUCGUCUGGUUACAUGUUGAUAUUGUUAUAUAGUGACACAAAUUACGUCCUGGAUGGUUUUCACGCCGAAUUUUCGGUGACUGACUGUCCAAACAAUUGCACAAAGCAUGGAAAAUGCAUCAAUAACACGUGCGUUUGCGAAAAUGACUGGGGUGGAAAAGAUUGCUCAAGGGCUCUCUGCCCAAACAAUUGUGGUCAAGGUGGUACCUGCGGAAUUAAAAGAUGCCAAUGUAGAAAAGGUUUUUCGGGACAAUCUUGUUCGCUUCACUCAGUCCAUCCGGAGGGUAACAAGUGGCACUGGUUGUCACAUUCUGAAGGAGGUAUGACACCUCGAGCAGCUCAUUCAGCCGUUUACGACGGUGAAACUGAUUCUCUCUAUGUGUUUGGAGGAUACGAUCUCAAUUAUGUUCUUGGAGAUUUGGAAGUUUACAGGUUUAACACGAGUCAGUGGGAGGAUGAACAUGGAAGUGUUCUAGAAGGUGCAUCUGCUGCUGAAUCCCUAGAUCCGAUGCUGAUAGCUAGUGAACUCGAGCGAAUAGGCACAGGUCCAGAAGAGAAAUACGGCCUCUCCUCCUCGUCCUUCGUUUGGAAACUCCUCUACAAUAUCAAGGGAAAUGGCACUCUGAGUCUUCGUGACCGAGCAACAAUGGAUACAACUCAGCACGGUUGGCGUGAGCUCCGAAACACUCCUGAGCAUCGUGAACGGGAGCGUAAAGCACAGGAAGCCCGAGAGGCCGAGGAGAAUCGAAGAAAGCAGUCUCGUCUGGUGAGAUCCCUGUUUAGAGCUCCCAGGGACACCGACGAGGUUCCUGUAUUUUUCGACAAAGCCCUCUCGACGCAAUCAGAAUUCGUCCAACAGAUAAUCGACACCAACUCCACCACCGAAAUGGUUUUCACAUCUGAAUCCCUGAAUCCAAUUGGCUCAAAUACAAAUGAAACAUUGAAACCGAGCCCUAGAUACGGUCACGCUGCAUGCAAAUACUCUCGGGGCUUCGUCAUCUACGGAGGAAAAUUGGCAGACGGUUCUCUCUCCAACGAGCUUUGGCAUUACGACGUCGAGACCAAAACCUGGACCCUUCGUGCCAAAAGUUCAGACCUCUAUCCACCCCACUUAACUAGGCACACACUGACCCUGGCCGAGGAUCGAAUUUAUUUGUUUGGAGGGAGUACAGUUGAUGGUGAAUUCUCAUCAAGUCUAUUCAGCAUAAAAUUGGAUCUGACAGACACCAAUUCAUCCUCGGAAAAAUGGAAGAGAGUUCGUCCCAGGGGAGGAAAGGAACUAGACGUCCGAGUUGUUGCUCAUUGCACAGUAUAUCACAAAGCAACGAAUUCGCUUCUUGUCUACGGGGGAGUGGUUGCUAGUGUGGCGAGAUUCAGCAAGUUAUCGGAUCGAAUGUUCGUGUUUCAGCUGGACAGGAAGGUAUGGUCGGAAAUUCAUUAUCCAAGAGAGCAUCUUCCUGAUAUUUAUGUUCCAAGGGAAAGGGCCUUUCACACCUGCAACAUCAUCGGAAAUUACCUUGUGGUCUUCGGAGGCUAUUCUCAUCGACACAAUAAAGAGGAGAUCUGCUACGACAAUCAGAUGUAUCUUUACAAUCUUGGAUGUCAUGUGUGGGUAAGUCACGAGGUUCUUGGUGUCAGUGACAAGGACUCUGGAUAUCCGAAACAACAGGGGGUCUUUGCUCAUGCUGCUGAUACCAGAAAUGGAAAUACUCUUCUGCUAGUUGGUGGAUACCAUGGUAAUGUCAAUGCUGAUCUUCUGGCUUAUACUCUACCACCGAUGCUGGCACCUGGUGAUGAUGAUUACAUUGAGCCCGAACAGUUGUGCCCCAAACACAAAAGCUUUACUGAAUGCUCAGCCAAUCCUGAGUGCGGUUGGUGUUCAGCGGAUGAAAUCUGCUAUGGGAGAACAAUUGGAAGUAAUUGUACAACUAAUUUGCAGACGUCAAGAUGUCCUGGUGUUUGUCCAGUUCUUGGUGACUGUCACUCUUGCUUGAUUCAUGGCCAACCUGGUGGAGGAUGGGGCACAAACUCCAAGGGAAAAACAUCAAUUUCUAAUAAACUUAAUUUGGGAACAUGCACUUGGUGUGUUCAGAAUGCUCGUUGUCACCAUAAAAAUGAUAAUUACGGAGUGUGUGGCUCUAGAGAUGACACGUUAUCCAGAAUUCCGGCGUGGUGGGGAAGCAAAGGUACUGAAAUAACGAAAGUUGAAGAGUGCAGAGAGAUGGAUAAAAGGCCAGGCCUGACAUUCCUCAAGUACAAACCCCCUGUCAAUUUCACACAGCCUGACUCUGUGACAAUAGUCAAUGCAACGACAAUUGAUUUUAAUGUUCCAUCAAUGCAGGGAGCGAAAACUGAAUCAGCCCUCGGCGGACAGAUGAUAGCCAGACUGACUGGCUUCCUCAGGCCCCCUCAGGAUUACUGGCUGAGCUCAGCUGAACAGCUAAAAAUCUGUGUGAGUUAUAACAGUGCCACUCUCAAAGUCUCACGACACAACAGCUCCAAUGAACUUGAACUCGUGGCAAACUUAACUGCCGACACGUCCCAAUGUGUUGCGACAAAGUGGUCUGAUGGAACUUACAUGAAUCUGGAGCCUGGAAGGUAUCUCUUGGACUUUGAAUCAAAGAGAAUGGUCACAGCCAAUUAUGCUUAUCCAUCGAAGAUGGAAAUCACUCAUAACAGGAAAGGGGACACCAAUGCCAAAGUCUUUACAUUUGAAUAUCUCGAGCCUUAUCAAAAUGGCUCGUGCGAUCAGUACAAGAAUUGCCUCCACUGCUUGACAGACUCCUCAUGCGGUUGGUGCGACAUCAGCAACAGUUGUCUCUCCAGAGCCACUAAUGAAACUGAAAGUUGUUCAGUGACGAUUGAUUACGAUGACGAGGGAAAUCCAAUCAAUGAGUGGCAUUAUCUCACCAUUACUCCCUCCUCCUGUGCCAACUGCUCCAACUACAUCUCCUGCGAGUCAUGUGUAUCCACAAAUCUAUGCGAGUGGUGGACAGAAGAGGCGAGAUGUGCGAGAAUGGGAAGACUCCCUAACAGUGUUGUCAGUCUCGAGGAGUGUCCAAUGCCAUGCAGACAGAGGUCUAAUUGCACUCAGUGUUUAGAUGAACGAGGAAGAUGUGUCUGGUGUGAGGCGACACAAGAGUGUUUUUCAUUCUCGGUUUACACAUCAGAAUAUCAGUUUGGAUUGUGCAGAGAGUGGAUGGAUCAGGCGGGACUCAUGGGUGUGACCUCCAGAUCUGGUUCAUCGUUGACUGGUAACGAUCAAUGCAAAUCCUGCAAUCGUCACUCAAACUGCACCAGCUGUCUUCAUUCCCUCAGCUGUGGAUGGUGCUAUUCCCUGGAGAAUCCCAUAACUGGUUUCUGCGUUCAAGGGGACUUCAAUCGAGCUCAUGUCAACUGCAGUCUCAUAAUCAAUGAGAAUCAGAGUGAACAGUUCAAUGAGACUCUCACGGAGGAUCAGGUCGGGUGGGCGUAUGCUCAGUGUCCGGAUGUUGACGAGUGCGAUCUCGGCCUUCACGACUGUCACAAGGACGCUCAGUGUACGAAUACUCAUGGCAGCUAUAGUUGUCAGUGUAAACGGGGCUUUCAUGGUGAUGGAAAGGAGAAUUGCACUAAAACCUGUUACGAGAAGUGUGUCAACGGUUACUGCAGUGAAGCACCUGAGUACAAGUGCGAGUGCAAUCUUGGUUGGACUGGACCCGAUUGCCGGACAAAUUGCGGAUGCUACAAUCAUUCGACAUGCGUUAAUAGCGUUGGAGUCUGUGACGAGUGUCAGGACUGGACGACUGGUCAAUACUGCGAGGAAUGCAAGGCGGGGAGCUACGGAAAUGCAACAACUCCUCUGGGCUGUCGUAAAUGUAACUGCAAUGAGCAUGGAGAUAAAAAUCUGGAUUACUGUGAUCGCCAGACCGGUAGAUGUUUUUGUAAGGAUAAUACCAAAGGGGAGACUUGUGGAAAAUGCCGACGGGGGUAUUAUGGUGAUCCUAGAGACGGUGGUAUGUGCUAUUACGGAUGUAUGUCACGAGGAAUGCUGAGUGGCGAGGGUAAUGGAAAGCAAGGUCUCGGCAGCAGGCAUUCCCAAUUGUCCCUGUGGGAGAGUCACUUGGGAGGAAGUCCAACGAGAGAAUGCCUGUGGAUUGUCAGUCCCAAGAGUGGAUUGUCUUCUGUCAAUCCACCUACCUCGUCAGCAACGCAGAGUGUCAUUCAGUUCACCAUUCACGAUGACAUCAACGUCAGUUGUCAAGAGAACAGUGUUUACGUAUAUGAUGGACUUCCUGACUUUGUCUCCUCAACGAGCAGCCAUCAGAGCCAACUAUUGGGUGUCUACUGCACCGAGAGCACCGACUAUCCAGUGACAGUUGAAGCUAAAUCAGGAAUUCUUACGGUUCAUUAUAAACAACUGGACGAAGUGGAGGGAUUCAAUGCCAGUUAUGUGGCUAUGACAUGUGGUGAUAGUUGUCCACCGAAUCGUGAAUGUCGAGGUGGCAAUUGUCUGUGCAAAGUCGGCUUCGUAGGAAUCAAUUGUGAUAUUGAACUGUGUCCCAAUAACUGUACUUCAUUGAAGAAACAUGGAGUCUGUGAUAAGAGCUACGGUCACUGCGUCUGUUCGCCAGGUUUUGGAGGGCGUGAUUGUGCUAUUAAAAUCAAGGAACACCAGCUGGUUUUCACUGAACUCUUUAACUCUGAGUACCUUGCCGAUCAUUUGGAUCAUCUCCGAAAGACUCUACCACGUUUUGGUCACAGUCUCGUGGCCGACAGACGUGGAAGUUUAUGGAUGUUCGGAGGAUACUCGUUGAGCCAUGGACCGCUGAAUGACAUCAGAUUAUUCGACACCAAGAACAACACGUGGAUGCCAGUGACAGUCGAGUCAACAUCUGAAGCUUCAAUGCCGCAGGGUAGGUACUUCCAUGCCGCGGAGAUCGUUCACAGUCGUCAGCAGAUCUACAUCUACGGGGGGCUAACUAUGAAAGAGGAGGGAAUUCUCGGUCUGUCCAAUAAUACGUUGAGUGACUUCUGGAAAUUUUCACUUCAGAAUCAACGAUGGGGACUGGUGAAGCAGGAGACCAUUCUCAAGGAGGAGCCUCCCCCACUGGCUGGGCACACUCUCACCCUCAGACGCAAUGGUGAGUCUGAAAGUCUCAUUCUGAUUGGUGGAUUCAGUCCCAAAUACGGUUACUUGGACAAUGUCUGGGAGUUUAAUCUCGAAUCUGAGAUAUGGGAGAGUGUCAAGACCUUGGGAAAUGGUCCCCUGGGGGUUUAUGGACACACAACUGUCUAUCACCCUAAAUCAGACAGUCUUUACGUUUUUGGUGGCUACACUUAUGCUGUCAAUCGCACCUUCAUAUCGAACAAACUCUAUGCACUGAAUUACAAAUCUCGAACCUGGUCGAUUCUACCACCCUUUGAUGACGACUCCAGUGAUGGAAGUUCCCUACCUCAAGCUAGAUUUCUCCAUUCAGCAGUCACCACUGACGAGUACAUGGUGAUUUUCGGGGGUCGUCAGAAUCCUCACAACACCAGUGACUCACUCAUCGCUUAUAAAUACGCCUGUAAUCUCUGGAUACGACUGAUAACAAAGGACACCAAAACCAUUGGUACACCACCUCCACCAGCUUACGCACACGCCAUGACUCAUGCUGACCCAGAGUUGAAUCUUUUGUAUGUUGUUGGGGGUUUCGAUGGGGGGAUAAAGAGUCACGUGACUCAGAUAAGUAUUCCGGAGGAUCUCUGCAGUCUCUGGACGGACAAGAUCACCUGCAGAAAGUACUUCGGCUGCUCUUUCUGCGCAGUGACGACGAUAGACGGCAAGAAUGCUUCGUACUGCUUCUCGAAUCAAUUAUUUGGUAAUCGAGAUGACAAAUGUGAUAUUAACGUUACACAAGCUCAACGAUCAAAUGGAAUUUUUUGUAAUUCUGAAUGGAUGGCAAAUCGAAAAUGCCAGACAUUGAAAAGCUGUUCAGAAUGCCUGGCCCAGUGGCCGUAUUACAAGGAUGAGGAUCCUGUCUGUCAAUGGUGUAUGAAUUGUCCAGUGGGAAAAUGCCUACCAGUAACCAAAGACUGCACUGAAUUGAAUAAAUGUAAUAGCCUUCCAACAUCGGUGACAGACGUUGGACAAUGCGGGGAGAGUCAGUGUCCCGCGAGUGACUGUGAUAAAUGCAAUGGUUUGGGUGAUGAUUGUGUCUGGACUAGACAAAUACUCAAGACACCAGGCUCAGGUUGGAAGCAAACUGCUGAGCCUGUCUACGAUUGGAAUUGCGUAUCGAAGAGUCUCGUUGAGAGAUCCGAUAUCAAGAUGACGAGUGGUGAAUGUGAGAAACGUUGCAGUGAUCAUAAAGACUGCAGGAGUUGUCUGAAAGCUACGGGAUCAGAGGGUGGCUGGCACGAGUGCAGAUGGUCAACUCAAAUGAAUGAAUGUAUUUCACCGUCCUAUCAGCCACUCUACUGUGCCGGAGGUGUUUGCGGUCUUGUUUUGAAGAACACCGAUGUAGAACACUGCCCUGAGCCCUGCUCGGUGUUUAAGCAAUGCAGCACGUGCCUCAAGCACUCGCACUGCGGCUGGUGUUCCCUGGAUUCGGCUGAAAUAACUGGCCAGGGGAUAUGCACUGAAGGGUCUUUGGAAGCGCCCACUGAUCAUCCAGCUGGUGGCACAUGUCAGAUGCUUUACAAUCAGAUGAAUCCAUCUACCCCAGCACCAAUUACGACGACCACCCUUUCUGUAUCAUCAAACUCCUCGAUGAAUGAUACAGAUCCUUCUGCCAAUGUCACGAUUCAUAACGAUAGUUCGGUUAUCUAUGUCAUUAAGAAACCGGAGGUCUUCUCCUGGCACUAUGUCAGGUGUCCCCCUGAGAAUGAAUGCAUCAAUGGACAUCACACGUGCUCUCCAAAGAGCGAAAAGUGCUUCGACCUGGAAGAGGGAUUUGAGUGCAUGUGUGGAGACGGUUACAAGAACGAGACUGCUUUACCGUUCAAUGAAUUUGGGAGAAAGACCUGUGUUCCCGUGUGUACUCAGGGCUGUGUAAGGGGCACAUGCGUGGAGCCCAACGUUUGUCGUUGUGACUUCGGUUAUGUUGGGGCUAAUUGCUCCAUUCAAUGCCAGUGUAAUGGGCACAGCAACUGUGCAGGACCAGAUAAAUUGGAUGAGUGUUUGGAGUGUCAUAAUAACACAAUGGGCCCACAGUGCGACAAGUGUCAACCACUUUACGUGGGUAAUCCUGCGGAUAAUGGACAGUGCGUUCCCUGUUUGGAUUACUGCAAUGGACACACUAGAAUUUGCAUCAACGAGAGUAUGACAGUGUCCGAUCCAAAUUCGGUGGAUCGUAUGUCAAUUGAAUUACUCACCAAGCAAUUAGUUGAGGGCCCAGUGGCCAAAGCUAAGUGUGUUAAUUGUGGCAAUAAUACUAGGGGCGAUAAAUGUGGGGAAUGCAUUCCAGGAUAUUUCCGAGGAACUGAAGACCUCAGAGAUGUUUGUCGUCAAUGUGAGUGCCAUGGGCAUGGGUUCUCCUGCGAUCCUGUUACCGGGGAGAAAUGUAAUUGUGGGAAUAAUACGGAGAGCGAACCGUCUUGCACUAUGGGACCCAGUAAAGGUACCAAUGUUCAGGGAGUUCCCUGCUGGAAGGUACAAUGCAGCAAGUGCCGGGAGAAUUAUGCCGGCACGCCGACUGGGGGACAUCAGUGCUACAAGACUGUCACCGUCGAUAAUAAGAUGUGUUUCGACUCAAAAUUGAUUGACGAGUGCAAGAUGAAACCGAAACCCUUGAAUCCUGGACAGACUGUGUUCUACAUGGUUCAGCCUCGAUUUAUGAAUGUUGAUAUCAGAGUUAUGAUAGACGUUACUCAAGGAGCUUUGGAUCUGUUUCUCUCUCCGAGGGAUGAUUCGUUCGUCGUUAAUCUUAAUUCAUCGACUGGGUAUCAGGAAGUCGGGCUUGAUGAGCGAUUCAAGUGGAGAAAGGAUCACUAUGACAAUUGGUUUGAUGAUCAUCUGUUGCAUCGAGUGAGGAUCGUUGAGUUUUUUCCUAAUGACAGUAUUCCGGAGAUAAAGUGGAGUACUGGGCAACAGUAUGUCGUGAUGGAGAGAUACGCCGAGGGUCUGGCUACGUUCAUUACUAUUGAACAGAAGGACACGUUCUUGGUUGUCAGGAAUUUGACAAAUCGUUUGGUCCUGACAAUUCCCCAGGACAAGCAUGAGCUGGGACAGACCAAGUUUCAUAUUGCUCUGAGGGCUAUUGACACACCAUAUCCGGAGAUAAAUGGACGUGCUGCUUAUGGAAUGAUAUUCUUCCGGCAGGAUCAACUGCACAUCGAUCUUUUCGUCUUCUUUUCGGUGUUCUUCUCAUGUUUCUUCUUGUUCCUUGCGGCUUGCGUCGUCGCGUGGAAGACUAAACAAGCUGCUGAUGUGAGGAGGGCGAGGAGACGACAUGUUGUGGAGAUGCUGCAUAUGGCAAAGAGGCCCUUUGCCUCGGCGACCAUUCUUUAUGAUCGCGAUGGAAACGAAUGCAGCACCAAUUCACCGCAACGAAAGGGUAGGAGAAAUAAAAUCAUCAAUUUUCAUAGUGAUGUCAGACCAGUUGCUGUUGAACCAACUGAUGAUGGUGUUGCCGCCGUUGCUACGGUUUUUAUUAGACUACCUGGAGGCCCUCAUGCACCUGUUAAACUGGCACUCGCUAGCUCGUUGAUUCUGUUGACGAGGGUUUAUCCGGUCAACAGUCGUGUGUUUUUGAGACGCAGGAAUAGUCAUGCUAUUAAUUGAGAUGGGGGAGAGUGGUGAUGAUUUUGCAUUUAACAAGUCUAUGGAAAAAAAUAAUUUUUUUGGCUUGCACUAAAACAAUAUUCUGUGGAAGGCAAUGGGAGCUCCAGAUUGAGACCUUUGAGAAUUGAAAAUUCAGGUAAUCGAUGAGAUAUAGUAGAAAAAUAUAACGAAUUCGAUAGAAAAUUUUAUUGGAUGUUCAGUGAACUUUAAGUAAUUUUUGGCUGAUUCGAUUUAAAUGUUCGAUAGAAAAUAUUCAAUGGAACAAGUCAACGUCUACAUUUAAAGUCUUGAAGUCUCGUAGUAAGAAUUUUUAUCCGAAUCGAUAUUAAAAUUUCAAGCUAUACUAUUGAGGGACACUUGUAUAAAUCUUUUAAAAACAUCAGUAGAAUUUCAUUUUUCUAUGCAGUCUAGUAUUUUACGAUUGAAACGUAUCAUACUUGUGCGUUAACUCCCACGAAUUUCAUCAUUGGAAAUUUACUUCAAUGGUGUUAGAAUAGUUCAGAUUUACCCCUAUGCUUCUACCCUUAUUCUCGAAAUUAAUGGAAUUCUAUAGAAGUUCAACAGAAAUGACUAGCGAAUACGUUUUUUCUUUCUACCUCAUAUAGGAUUCGAAAAUUAAUUAGUAAAUAUUUUCAUUCGUCCACCUUCAUCACUCGACUCAAUGGCUCCUUCCCUCUAUCUGCGUUGUCGAAGACACGUGGGUGUUUUUACCAUUCCAUGACGAGACUGUACGUGUGUAUAUAAAGAUCUGUAAUUAGUCUAGAAAUUUUUCUUUUCGUUUUACCAAUAAUUUCGUUGAAAAACUUUGAAUAUUGAAAGUGAAUGAACGAUUAAUCAAUUAAUGAUAAUUGGCGUGCAUAAUAAUGAUUGAUAGGAAUGAUUAUUUCUGCGCAAUAUUGAUAACAAAACAGUAUUAAGAAAAAAAAUGUGAAUUUAUAGAAAUCUCGGAAUUAAUUGUACAAUUCAUAAAAAUCGAAGGUUCCUAAGAAAAUUGGUUACUGGAAUGGUGCAGCUAUUUAAUUAUAUAAUCUCGUCUAUGAUAUUAUGAAAUUGGAAAUAUGUCGACAAAUAAUAUAAAACGAGUAGAUUUAUAUUGGAUGAACGACGAUAUAUGUAUAUAAAUUGAAUUGGAUAUUUAUUGAAAAUUAAUCAUCUUCUUUGAGAGACGAAAAAAUUGGUUUCCCAAAAGUCUCGCGUGAUGCGAAACAAUUGCAAAUUGGCUGUUAUCAAAAUUGAAAUUUUUUUUCUAUAUUAUUUAUUUAUUUCUUAAUCAAAAUUAUAUUCAUCACUUGUGCCAAAAGUGAACGGAAUAUUCAGUACUAAAUUUGUCUCUUUCGGUAGUCUAAAACUUGUAUUUUUUUUAAUAUUCCAAGAAGACUUAUUCGAGAAUGUUUUUUCCCUCCACGGGAUGUGAUUGAUGGUGAAUGCCUGUGAUCCUGGAUCGGCGAUAUUUUUUUAUUUUCUGUUCCUAUGCGAUAAUAAUUCACACAAUCACGUCCCAUGAAUCAGGAUUGCGACGAGUCGUUUUAAUUCUGCAAAUAACUGUUAAGUUCGUGAUAAAUUGUUGAAGAAAUAAUUUUUGCAUGUAUGACAAGUGAAGUGGUGUUUCGAAACAACAAAAGUGGAAGAACUCACUGAAUUUGAAGAACAGUAUUCUGAAAAUACAUCGAAAACUGGUGGCUCUCGAGAGAAAUACCAAUCGAUCGUUUUUGUGGCUCGUAAAAUGCAUUAGAGAAAGCUCUAUUUCAGAAAAAUAUUUAUAAAUCCACUGAUUUUUCAGAUAUUGGUAAAUUAUCGUACUUGAGGAAUGUGAAUUCAUUGUAAAUUGAUAAAAAAAAAAUGUAUUGACUCGAUGGAUGUCUCGAAGAUUGCUUCGAAUGUAAAUGAUUUGUCAAAUAAUUGUACAGGGUGUUUUUUUUACAUUUCGUCUUUCAAUGAAUCGUUGGAACAACAAAUCAAUUUUGGCCACUCAAAUGGUUAUGAAUUAUCCCGAUAUAACGGAACAAAUGAAACAAGAAAAUAUAUAUUAAUAUAUGAAAUGAGUAAGGGAAGACAUUAGUGUAAAAAAUAAAUGGAUAUUGAUGAUAUUGUAUUUAUAUGAACGAGAUCGUCCGCGCGUGCUACGCACGCGCCAUCUUUUCCAAAUCAUAAGAAUUGAAAACUCUAGAAAAUGAAUGCUCUUAUUCUAUCUUCGAAGUUAAAAUUAAAACUCAUGGAAAAAGACAAUUGGGAAAAUCUUAAUAUAUUUCGAUUGCUCUAAGAUUGCAUAUACUAUACAGUGCGAGGCAGCAUACGGUAUACAGAAUCGAGAACAUUUCCGCAAAUUCGAGAUUUAGCUAUAAUAGCGACAGCAAUCAGUCAAGUCAGGAAGAGGGCGUUCUUAGUCUCAUAAUAAUCUAAUCUAAUAAUUAAAGAUUUUCUAAUUAUUUGUGAACAUCAAAUUAUGCGAUUGAGAUUAUUUAUUCCCUUCACAUAACCAAGAACAUCGCUGCUUGCGAAUUUUUUUUCGUGAGUAGUAGUGCAGGAGACAUUGUUGCCGCACCAAGGUGUAUACCUGCGACUUACAACCGUAGGGAAGGUUCAAACUGAAUGUCUGCAAAAAAAUCGCGUUUUAAAUUUUUAUUAAUGAAACCAUUAACUCCAAAUCUAUGCCACUUGCGUUCAAUAAACAUUUACAGGAGUGGGACGGAUUUUGAAAUGAAAACAAAAAUAAUGUUCCAACAAUUAUAAUUGACAUUACAACAUAUGUUAAGAAAUAUGAACAAACAUUAACAUGAAUACAUCCUUUGUAUCACUUAUCUGUGAUUCCGGAGAGCUUUAUCUACUUUAAUCAUAAAAUUAAUUAGUCUUCAGUUUUCUCUGUUAUAUAUAAAAAAUACAAAUGUUUAGUAAUACUUUUUCUUCAAAAACAGGGCCAUAUAUUGAAAUAAAUUCUGAAUAAAUACUAAUGUUCAUGAAUAGAUUAUUAUAAUUCCAUCUGUUUUGGUUGUUAAAGCUAAAUGAGUAUUAACCUUACUGCUAUGAAGUUGGCAGUCUUUAAAAGUAAAAAAUCAGAUUCUUAAAGAGCUCAAGCUUGUCAAUGUUUCAUUUUUGUGUAAAAAAAUAACAGUAUUAAACUUGUUAUAGAAUUAAAUUUUUGCGUAAAAAAAUAACAGUGUUAAACUUGUUAUAGAACUCAAUUUUUGUGUGAAAAAAUAACAGUCUAGAACUUGUUAUAGAAAAAAUUUUCAAUUUUGCAAUUGAACUUCCAGAGUAAAUAGCACGUCAUUAAAGCUAUUCAGCUUUCAGUUUCUGAAACAAAAAAGAUUAUCUGUUCUUAAUAACUGUUUAAUGAAUGAUUCAAUGCAUUUUCAUUUAUAUUUCCAUAGAAAAUUUUUUUUAUUAAUGUUCUAAUGAAAAUAUUAUACUGAAUUCUGCUUGAAACUAAGCCAACAUUAGAUGAAAAUAUUGCAAUAUUCUCUUGCAUUGAAGGGAGAAUAGUGAAAAAUUAAAAGUAAUUAAAUUUGGAUAACCAUAACCAUUAAUAAAAAAAAGUACCUUAUUCGCGACGUCCAUCGCCUCUCCAGAUGCAGAUUCAGCUGCCCCUCGUUUGAGAAUGAGAGGAGGUGCUUCGACAGCAUCAUCCAACUCAUCUUCAUUGAGGGCUACAUCCUCAGUCAGGACUGCAAUGUCAUCCAUGCUGUUAAUAUUCAGAACAAAACCAUCCCCACGACAAUCAACUCGACCUUUAAUGGUCAUUUUGAUUCCCUCGAUCAAAUCUUCUCUCGGGAUGUAUGUUACCACGUGAAUGGUCAUGCGAUGGACCCUUGUGCAAAACAUGCCAGAUCCAUAACUCGAACCACUUACCGUGGUAAUGCUUCUGAAUGGCUCUUUGAGCCAUCCAGUGAUCUGGACUGGCCCGCGAGCAGCACAAACGUUCUCCAUCUCAAUUUUUUAUAUGAGAUGACCUUCGACCUUCCAUUGUCAGCUCCAUUCGUAAUGUUAAAUGUGCCAAAGAUGUCGAAAGUGCUCCUACGUGCAAAUUGAAAUUCUUUGUCGCUCACAGUGUCCGUUGAUCGCCGAUACUGUGGAUUGGCCGCUUUAAUAAUCCCUCCAGUGAUUUUUAUUAUCUAAAAAGUAAAAUUUCAAAUUUUUCAUAUAUUCUCAUAGAUAUUCAUUCAGAUAUUCGCAUAGAUAUUCAUAUAGAUAUUCAUUUUGUUUCCAAAACAGAAAACUGACCUAGAAAACUGAACUGGGCAUUUAUGUUAUUUAUUCGUUGAUAUUUUUUUUCCCUCAAGGUUCCCUACAAAUAAAUAACGUACGUUCUUACGUUCAUUUGUUUGCAACGAACCUAUCGGGAAAUAUUCGAUAAUUUCGGAGCUCUUGUGGUAUUAUAUGCGAUAAUUUUUUCAUAAUUCUGCCGGUAGGCUAUAUAUAAAAAAAACAAACGAUAACUUAACCAAAUAAACCUCUCUUCAUUUCAUGGCACAAUUCUCUUUGCCGAAAUUUGGAUAGGAAAAAUAAUCUCCUAAAUACCACUCGAGCUUCAACAUUAUCGAGUAUUUCCCUCUAGGUUCCCUACCACUCUUGUGGUAUUAUAUGUGACAAUUUCACUUUUUUUCUUUUUGAAUGGAAAUCACCUGUACCUGAUACAUCUUGAUCUCAUCCUUGUAUUUGAGAGCAUCAUCCCCCGAGCAAAGUAUGCGAACCCUUCUGCCAUCAUUGUUAUUUAAAAUGCACUUGUAAAUCCACUUAGAUGGAGACUUUGGCAACUCUCUCAGGCCUUCAAUGCAGUCGACGUAGCCGAUGAUUUUCCUAAGAAAAAAAAAAUGAAAUUACUCUCCGAACACGUGUCAAUGAUAGGUUAUGAUGAUUGAAUGCAUAAUAAAUUUUUGAAAUAUGUUCAUUUUUUAAAAAUAAUAAUAGGAAUACUUACAUGAGUGUAGCUGCAACAUUGAAAUGAUCAAUGGCUCUGUUGGUCGUAUAUUUAAUAGGUGGAGAUGUCAUGAUGUUUCACGAUUAUAAAUUAUCUCCUUUUUAUAAUAGGAUAAAAACACUCAAACACGUUGCCAAAUGUGAUGGUUUUUACCGGUUCAUUUGUUCCAGCCCAAUGUGCGACUAAUAUAAUCGACAGAUGUCGCUUCGGUUUCUGUCUUACGCUUACGCAUUUUCGAGAUAUUUCUUCGAGAAAUAUCGAUAUCGAUCUGUACACGGGUCUCCUUUUUAUAAUAGGAUGUAACGCUUGAAUCUUGAUAACUGCUGUACAGAUCUGAAUCUCUGAUAUUUUAUAAAUAUUUUAUAUUGUAGAUCCUUCAUUCGACCAGAAUCUUCCAUGCAACGUAAACUCACUCCACGUUUGUGCUUGAUAAGUAGAUGGAAAAAAAAUAAUAGAAAGUACUAAAUGAAAUCUAUAUAACGUCAUUAUUGUAUUCAGGAGUACAGUUAUUAUGGAAAUAGGUGAAAUUUUACGAAAUUAUUUAAUGAAAUUGUAUAAACAUUGAUUACAUAGUGCAAUGUAUGGGGGAAUUUUAUUUAAUAAAUAUAUGAUAAUUUGUGAAUA
Molecule: messenger RNA, 15079 nt
Organism: Diachasmimorpha longicaudata
Lineage: Eukaryota; Metazoa; Arthropoda; Insecta; Hymenoptera; Braconidae
Gene: Megf8
Product: multiple epidermal growth factor-like domains protein 8
Exons: 4
Coding region: 439-9540 (3033 amino acids)
Molecular function (GO): protein binding; calcium ion binding
Source: RefSeq, a predicted model, not a curated record